UCUCAAUAGCUCUCAAAGAACAAGAGUUUAGGGCUAUUUCUCCGGUACAGAAAGCCCUCCAUGGAUCUCUGGUUUACGAACCAAAGAGAAUUUAAUCUGAAACGAUGAAUCAAUCACUAGGGCUUUUUCUUUGAGAUGGAGAUGGAUUAUUUGGCCGAAUUCCCUCUCGUUCACAUGGAUCGGCGUCCAAGAAAAAGGCCCAGGUUAGCUUGGGACGUCCCUCAACCCCACACAAAGGCUCUAUCAGAAUUGUGUUGUGGGCAAGAUAUUGGAAAUGGGACAAGCUUUGCACCUUCAAGGGUACUCCCAGAACAUCCUAGUCUUUUUGUAAAGGGAUUGACUCAAAAGGGCUCUCCCCCUUGGCGAGACGAUGACAAAGAUGGGCAUUACAUGUUUGCGCUCGAAGAUAAUUUAACUUCUCGCUAUAAAAUCCACAGAAAAAUUGGUGAAGGCACGUUUGGCCAGGUUUUGGAAUGCUGGGAUCGAGAAACAAAGGAGAUGGUAGCUAUAAAAGUUGUGAGAAGUAUAAAGAAAUAUCGUGAAGCAGCAAUGAUUGAAAUUGAUGUACUGCAGUUGCUUCGAAAGUAUGACAGAAAUGGAAGUCGUUGUGUUCAAAUACGGAACUGGUUUGACUAUCGUAACCAUAUAUGUAUUGUAUUUGAGAUGCUUGGACCAAGCUUAUACGAUUUUCUCCGAAAAAAUAAUUAUCGCCCAUUUCCGGUUGAUCUUGUCCGCGAGCUUGGCAGGCAACUAUUGGAAUGUGUCGCAUUCAUGCAUGAUAUGCGCCUCAUCCAUACAGACUUGAAGCCUGAGAACAUACUUUUUGUUUCUCCAGAAUAUGUUAAAAUACCUGACUACAAGGUCACCUCUCGGUCCCCUAAAGAAGGAAUGUUUUAUAAGAGGUUACCAAAGUCUAGUGCCAUUAAGGUUAUUGAUUUUGGUAGCACAGCUUAUGAGCAUCAAGAACACAACUAUAUUGUCUCUACUAGGCACUACCGUGCUCCUGAGGUUAUUCUUGGACUUGGAUGGAGUUAUCCAUGUGAUAUAUGGAGUGUUGGCUGUAUCUUGGUAGAAUUAUGCUCGGGAGAAGCUUUGUUUCAGACACAUGAGAACCUUGAACACCUAGCCAUGAUGGAGAGGGUAUUAGGCCCACUACCACAAAAUAUGCUGAAAAGAGCAGAGCGCCAUGCUGAGAAGUAUGUUAAAAGGGGUAGAUUAGACUGGCCUGAAGGUGCAGCCUCUCGUGAUAGUAUUAAAGCUGUUUUGAAGCUGCCUCGUCUUCAGAAUCUAAUAAUGCAGCAUGUGGAUCACUCAGCCGGGGAUCUCAUUGACCUCUUGCAAGCUCUUCUUAGAUACGACCCUUCCAACAGGCUUACAGCUCAUGAAGCUCUCAGGCACCCCUUCUUUACCAGGGAUCAUUACAGGAGAUUUUAGCCAAGAGGUACAGCUUCUCCAUUUUGGUGAUGUUGGUAUGCAAACUUGAAGUGGUUUACUGAGUCAUGGCUUAGCAAAAAGUUGAAUGCUGGCUUAAGGUCAUGAAUGCUGUUAUUCCUCGGCCUGGUACAAUCAUUAAAGUACUGACCAGGAUUCCUCAGAUUGCUGUAAUUUCUCAUUUUCUUUUCUUGUAAAUAACUCGUCGGGAGAAGAUUCUCCUCGUUUUGUACCUUGAAAAUGUAAUUUAGGUGGCUUCUAUCGCGUACAA
Messenger RNA from Ziziphus jujuba (common jujube), 1702 nucleotides. Its product is annotated as serine/threonine-protein kinase AFC1. The record is from RefSeq and is a predicted model, not a curated record. Bases 136 to 1434 code for a protein of 432 amino acids. The transcript has 12 exons. Gene Ontology annotation, molecular function: protein kinase activity; ATP binding. Lineage: Eukaryota; Viridiplantae; Streptophyta; Magnoliopsida; Rosales; Rhamnaceae. Gene Ontology annotation, cellular component: nucleus. Gene Ontology annotation, biological process: protein phosphorylation.